Messenger RNA from Zingiber officinale, 2271 nucleotides. RefSeq names its product long-chain-fatty-acid--AMP ligase FadD26-like. NCBI's taxonomy places the organism in Eukaryota, Viridiplantae, Streptophyta, Magnoliopsida, Zingiberales, Zingiberaceae. Gene Ontology annotation, biological process: lipid biosynthetic process. The record is from RefSeq and is a predicted model, not a curated record. Bases 1 to 1914 code for a protein of 637 amino acids. The transcript has a single exon.
AUGUCCUGCGAGAAUUAUGACCCCUGCUUCCCCGACCAGCCCGUGGUGGAUCGAUACCUUCCCAUUUGGGCAAGCCAGCCAAGUUUCUCGAACAAACCUGCGUUUGUAUGGGCCAAGGAUUCACCCAGUGGCUUGACAUGGACCUCGUUGACUUAUUCCGACCUCAACGCUGCAGUGGAAGCCAUGGCGUCUAAGCUCCUCUGCUCCCUUAACAGGGGCGACGUCAUUCUCGUUCUCUGCUCUCCGGGUCUACGGCUCGUUAAGGUAAUCUUCGCUUGCCAACGAGCCGGUCUCGUCGCCGUUCCCCUUGUCCCGCCUGAUCUUUCCCUCGCCGGCAGUGGCGCCGCCCACCACCACCUUCUUCGAGCCAUCUCCCAGGCCAAGCCCAAGGCUGCCGUCGCCGACCGGAGCUAUGUUGAAGCCGUGAGAAGCUCUGCGUCGAGUGCCAAUGAUGAGCUCGUUCGCUCGACGAAGAAGCUUCAGUGGCUUUCCGUCGAACACUUGGAGGAUAGCGUGAGUUAUUCUUCGAGCUCGAGCUACUCAGGCUGCGGGCCGGAUGACACCUACCUCAUACAGUACACCUCCGGCGCGACCGGGGUACCGAAGCCGGUGCUGGUCACCGCCGGAGCGGCCGCGCACAACGUUCGCGCGGCGAGAACGGCCUACGACCUCCAGCCGAGCAGCGUGAUCGUCUCGUGGCUGCCGCAGUAUCACGACUGCGGCCUGAUGUUCCUUCUCCUGACCGUCGUCUCCGGCGCCACGUGCGUCCUGGCCUCCCCGGUCGCUUUCCUGCACCGCCCUCGCCUCUGGCUGGAGCUCGUAACGGAGUUCCGUGCCACGUGCACGCCCGUGCCGGCCUUCGCUCUGCCUCUGACGGUCAAGCGAGGCAGCUGCGACCGCGGGAAGCUUCCGCUCAAAUUAGGGAGCCUGACGAACUUGAUCGUCAUUAACGAGCCGGUGUACAAAUCUCCCGUCGACGAGUUCAUCGAAGAAUUCUCCGCUGCUGGAAUCGAGCCAUCAUGCAUCUCCCCGUCUUACGGACUGGCGGAGAACUGCACGUACGUGUCCACGUCGUGGCCGAGAGAAGAAUUAGGCGGAGCAAAUCGCUACCCGAACAUGCCGUCCUACAAACAGCUACUGCCUUCGGCCAGGCUGGGCAAACCCUAUGCCGAAGAGGACAUUGUCAUCGUCGUGGUCGACGAAGCGACCUUCGAACCGGUAGAAGACGGCGUGGAGGGAGAGAUAUGGGUGUCGUCGGCGAGCAACGCGUCUGGCUACCUCGGCCACCCGUCCCUAACCCGUGAAGUGUUCAACGCCCGGAUUCUUGGAACAGCGAGCCGGUGCUUCGUGAGGACCGGCGACAGAGGAGUCGUCAGAGGAAAGGAGAGGUACCUGUACGUCACCGGCAGGUCAUCGGACGUGAUCGUGUCGGGCGAGAAGCGACUCCUCCACCCGCACUACAUCGAGCACGCGGCGCACGGAAGCAGCCCGAGGCAUCUUCGCGGCGGGUGCAUCGUGGCGUUCGGGGAAGAUGGAGGGCGGGUGACGGCAGCAGCGGUGCUGGUGGCGGAGCUGCAGGGGAAUGGAUUGGGGAUGGAGACGUGCAGGAAGAUAUGCGAGGCAAUAAGAGAAGGCGUGAGGAAGGAGGAGGAGGGAGUAUCAGUGGGCCGGGUGGUGCUCGUGGAGAAGGGGAGCAUUCCCAAAACCACGUCCGGAAAACCGAGGAGAUGGCUGGCGAAGCGAAUGCUGAUGGAAGGCAGCAUGCCCUUCGUGUUCGAGGCGAGAUUCGAGGAUAUCCGCCAAGUGUCUGACGGAGAAGGUCGAGGGGGGCGAGGAAUUGCACACGGAGAAGUAGCUUCGUCUUCGGCCGGCGGAGGCGGAAGCUUCAAGUUCCUUCCAUUUUCCUGUCUCUGAGAAGAAAAGCCGGUUUUGAGAUCCACAUAUUAUGCAAUUUGAAUAAAUCAAUGUACAUAAUUGCAAAUUUGACUGUAAUUUACCGGCCCGUUGGCCCAGUUCUUGUGUGUGAGUGAAUCACGAGUUCAUUCGCUCUAUAAAUAAAUUGGGGGUCUCCGUCUUUGAAUUAGGGUUUCUGUCGUCUCCUGCCGCCGCAUGGUAAAUCCUUCUAUCUCUGCCUGUAAAAUGUGGAUUGGAAGUUGGUGGAGUGUGCGAUGAUGACGGUUAUUUUCAUCUCGUUAAUCUGAUCUCUUCUUUAACAGUGAGGACAGCAUUAGAUCCAUUCAAACCUCUCUGAGCACCUCCUUUCAGAUCAAU